Polypterus senegalus (gray bichir) is the source of this 6150-nucleotide messenger RNA. RefSeq names its product kinesin family member 16Ba (gene kif16ba). The record is from RefSeq and is a predicted model, not a curated record. The transcript has 24 exons. Lineage: Eukaryota; Metazoa; Chordata; Cladistia; Polypteriformes; Polypteridae. The coding region runs from base 291 to 5729 and encodes 1812 amino acids. Gene Ontology annotation, biological process: microtubule-based movement. Gene Ontology annotation, molecular function: phosphatidylinositol binding; ATP binding; microtubule motor activity.
CCCUGUCGACUUCCGUCGCCACCAGUUCGCUGCAUCAGCUGAUUGAAGUAGUGCCGAUCAGACUUCGGGAAAAUUGUAGUGGAAACAGAGGUGUUUCAGCAACUCGUGAGCGAUGGUCACAGAAGAGACAAGUGAAAGCAGUUGUCGAUGUUGCAGACUUUAAAGUAAGCGAGUGCUCCGCUGGCUUAGCGCCUUUCCAGAGCCUGGAGCGGCGGGCCGUUCGCUUCAUGUCACCUUCUUGUUGGCGGUCCCUCUGAUCUGCUUACAGGUGACUGGGACGGGGAUGAGUCAUGGCAUCAGUGAAAGUGGCCGUCAGACUGAGGCCUAUGAACAGGCGGGAGAAAGACUUGGAAGCCAAAUGCAUUAUUAUCAUGGAAAGGAACAAGACAUCCAUUACCAAUAUAAAGAUCCCAGAAGGCAUGUCAGGUGACAGCGCAAGGGAGCGUACCAAGACUUUCACCUAUGACUUCUCCUAUGACUCUACUGACUGCAAGCACUCAUCUUAUGUGUCUCAGGAAAAGGUUUUUAAUGACCUUGGCACUGAUGUCCUUAAAUCUGCUUUUGAAGGUUACAAUGCCUGUGUUUUUGCCUAUGGCCAGACAGGAUCUGGCAAGUCAUACACAAUGAUGGGAAACCCGGGAGAUUCUGGUCUCAUACCACGUAUAUGUGAAGGGCUCUUCAGCAGGAUUUCUGGAAUGUCAAGACGGGAUGAGGCAUCUUUUCGUACUGAAGUCAGCUAUCUGGAAAUUUAUAAUGAACGAGUGAGGGACUUGCUGAGAAGAAAAUCAAGUAAAACGUAUAAUUUACGAGUACGUGAGCAUCCAAAGGAUGGGCCUUAUGUGGAGGAUUUAUCCAAGCAUUUGGUGCAGAACUACAGUGAUGUUGAGGAACUCAUGGAAGCUGGGAAUAUUAACCGAACAACAGCCAGCACUGGCAUGAAUGAUGUGAGCAGCAGGUCACAUGCAAUUUUCACCAUCAACUUCACACAGGCUAAGUUUGACGCUGAAAUGCCAUGUGAGACGGUCAGCAAGAUUCACUUAGUGGACUUAGCCGGGAGUGAGAGAGCUGAUGCCACCGGUGCCACUGGAGUGAGACUGAAAGAAGGAGGGAACAUUAACAAAUCUCUUGUCACUCUGGGAAAUGUUAUCUCUGCCUUAGCCGAUUUAUCUCAGGAUUCUGCCAUCUCCCAUUCAAAGAAAAAACAAGUGUUCGUGCCUUACAGGGACUCUGUUUUAACCUGGCUUUUAAAAGACAGUCUUGGUGGGAAUUCUAAAACCAUUAUGGUUGCCACUAUUUCACCUGCAGAUGUUAACUAUGGAGAAACCUUGAGCACACUUCGCUAUGCAAACAGAGCCAAAAACAUCAUCAACAAGCCUACCAUUAACGAAGAUUCCAAUGUCAAACUAAUCCGUGAACUGAGGGCUGAAAUAGCUCGACUGAAAGCUCUACUGGCUCAGGGGAACCAGAUUGCCCUUUUGGACUCACCAACAGCAUUAAGUAUGGAAGAAAAACUCCAUCAGAAUGAAGCUCGGGUCAUAGAACUCACAAAAGAAUGGACUAAUAAAUGGAAUGAGACCCAAAAUAUUUUGAAGGAGGAAACACUUGCUCUAAGAAAAGAAGGAAUUGGAGUAGUUCUGGACUCGGAAUUGCCCCAUUUAAUUGGCAUUGAUGAUGAUUUGCUAAGUACAGGCAUCAUUCUGUACCAUUUAAAGGAGGGAAGAACGUAUGUUGGCCGAGAUGAUGCUGCAACUGAGCAGGAUAUAGUUCUUCAUGGCCUUGAUUUGGAGAGUGAGCACUGUGUGUUUGAAAACCUCAACGGCACUGUGACCCUAAUUCCAUUGAACAUGGCUCAGUGUUCAGUUAACGGAAUUCAGAUUGAGGAACCCACACAACUUAACCAAGGUGCUGUUCUGCUGCUUGGAAGGACCAACAUGUUCCGGUUUAAUCAUCCCAAAGAAGCUGCUAAACUCAGGGAGAAGAGGAAGAGUGGACUUCUUUCCUCAUUUAGUCUUUCCAUGACAGAUCUAUCAAAAUCCUGUGAGAAUCUCUCAGCCGUCAUGCUUUACAAUCCAGGUCUUUUCACAGCGAAGGGACCGAUCUGUCUGAGGCUUGAAUUUGAAAGACAGCAACGAGAAGAACUGGAAAAACUCGAGAAUAAAAGAAAGCUGAUUAAAGAAAUGGAAGAGAAACAGAAGUGUGAAAAGGCAGAACUGGAAAGGAUGCAGCAGGAAGUAGAGUCCCAGCGUAAAGAAUCUGAGCAGGUUCAACUACGCAUCAAGAGACAAGAAGAAAGCCUCAAGCGCAGGAGUCUGGACAUUGAGAGCAGGCUGAAAGACCUUCUCGCUGAGAAGGAGCGCUUUGAAGAAGAACGUCUGAAGGAGCAGCAAGAGAUAGAGCUGAAGAAAAAGAAGCAGGAAGAGGAAAUUCACAUCCGAGUACAGAAGGAGCAGCAGAAGCUCCAGGAGAUCCAUACAAAAGAAAUGAGGGAAAAGAUGCAAAUCUUCCGGGAACUGGAAAAAUUGAAACGGGAGAGAGAUGAACAGUCUAGCAAACUGGAACAGGAGAAGAAACGCUUGGAGGAGCAAGAGAAAGAGCAGCUGACACUUGUAUACCGACUAGAGGAACAGUUACGAGAGAAGCAGGAGAUGAUAGGACUGCUGAAGAGAGAUGAUGCUCAGAGAAUGCAACAAGAAAAGCACGUUCUGGAGGAGAUCAGAGAAGUUCUUCUCAAGGUAAAAGAGUCUAGUCCUGAUGGAGACGAGGAGCAGGAGGAUGUGAGGAAUGCACAACAGAAGUACAUGAACUUCAAGCUCCAGCAACUUGAGCAGCUAAGCCAGAUUGAAGAAGAGCUAAAGCAGCAGAAGGAGCAACUGGAAAAAGAUAUUGUGAGUGAGCAAAAAGCACUUUCAAUCCAAAGAGAGAGGCUUGCAACUUCUGAUGUGCCCAUUUCAGUUCAAGAGAAGGAUAAGAUCAGGCUUGCUGAGCAGAGACUUCAUUGCAAAGAGAGGCAGCUGCAUUCCCUGACCGAAAACCAUUUGCCUGCAACAGUAGAAGAAAAGGUGCGGACUGCUGAAAUUGUUGACAAAGGCCUCUUUGGUCUAGAUAACACUUUGUAUCAGAUUGAAAAGGAGAUAGAAGAGAAGGCUGAGCAGCUCACCUUGUAUUGUGCUAAUAGUGACCACUUACAGCAGCUUCAGGAAACAUACGAGUUUACAGCAAAUGUGGCGAGGCAGGAAGAAAAAGUACGGAAGAAAGAGAAGGAGAUCCUAGAAUCCAAGGAAAAGCAGCAAAGGGAGGCUUUAGAACAAGCUGUCGCCAAGCUUGAGAGACGACAUUCAGCCUUGCAGCGCCAGUCCACCAUUGAACUUGAGAUAGAGGAGCAGAAACGCAAACUGUCAGCUCUCAAAGGAAGCAAUCAGGAAGCCGGGCUGCAUGCCAGUCUGGAAGCUGAACACAAAGCGCAAGAGGAAGAUCGAGCAAGGUUAGAACGUGGAAUUCAAGAGCUGAAACAAAAGAUCUGCGAAAGUGACUGUGGUCUAAAGAGUUGCCUUGCCACCUGUGAUGAUAAACCAAGUCCUGCCAGCUCCCCCAAUGGUACCCCUUCUACUCCUAAGACACCUCAGUCAAAGUUGAUUGGCCUUGCUGAUGACGGGAUUAAUGCUUACAUUGAGCAGGAAGUUCAGAGAAGACUCCAGCAGCUCAGUCAGGUGAAUGGGGACAAUUGUGCUAUUGAUCUGUCGUUUUCACAUGAAGAUGGAAACACACAGGAAGAUGAAAAGUCUCCUAAUGGAUGUGACCCACGUAAAUUGAAAUAUGAGACAAAUGAAAGUCAUGUGCCAAAGCUUCAGGUCCUGUGCAUCCCAGAAGAAGCAGCUGCUUUUCUUGAGGUUACUGAAGAACAAGAAAGGACAAACCUAUUAAGUGAAAGUCAUUGUUUCAUGAGAUCAGAAGAUGUUUUUAUGUCACAGAAGGUGAUGACAUCUAGUCAUUCUGUACAUCCACAGCUUCUUUUGCCUUGUAACACUGGCAGUAAUGAAAUACAUUUUCCAGAAGAGUUGUUGAUGAGUUCAGUUAAACCACUAGAUUCUCUUUCUGUCCAGGAGGAAGAGACUAAGGAGCAGUAUAACAGUUGUAAUUGUGCAAAAAGGCAGAAUGGCAGCUCUAUGGGGGAUCAGCCAACUGAAGCCUUCCUACAUAUUUCUUCUAACAGAAUAAUGUUUCAGAAUUUGGGGCUGGAAAAGCCAGAUGUACAUAGACCAACUGAAAAAGCUCAUUGGGAGCAAAUCACAUCCAGAGAAAUGCUGCUUAAGGAUCGUUCUGAGCAUAAAGUACUGGAAAAUAAUUUGGGUCUCAGAAUCGUUGAAGCCACUGGACUGGGCUCUGUUGUAAGUCAAGUGUCUCGUGCAUAUGGGGACACUCGUCGCCACUUACGCAACAGCAGGAAGUUUCUUAGUCAGCUAAGGGAAGGCCGUUGGUGGAAUUCAGCCCUUAGUGGCUUCCCCUUUGUGCAAAGGAUGCAAUUUGAAGUCAGCAUGACACAGAAUAUCCAUGUCUCUGAACUGGCAGUCCGCAGCAAGUCCUGUACUUCAAUACCAGAGUUAAGCAUUUCAGGUGCCUUGUCACCAGUUACUCUGCCAGGAAGGGAGUCACUACAUUACAGAGGCAGAAGCUCAGUGUCUAUGUACAAAAUCGGAGAAUGUCAAGUGCUGCACCAGCGGCUGAUCACAUUUCCACCCGAACUCCAGAAACUUCAGUGUCUCCCAUUAUACAGAUUACUGGAGCAUCUGACCUUCAUUGCACCUGGGGUUGUUGAAUCCCAGGCUCAUCUCCAUCAAGUAUGUUGGCUAGCAGCAGCCAAUUGUAAAUGUCCCUGGCCACAAGCUGCCUGCAUCAUAUUUUCUUGCUCAACUGUCCUGGCUAUCAUUUCUAACCCUGAACCGGUCUUCCAUGUGCUUCCACUACAGAAUAUCCAGGAAAUUCAGGUGGGAUUUGCAGGGCAGAAUGUCCGAAUAUUAGGAUCUACAGAAGAUACAAUUUUGACCAUUUUUACAUACAAUAAGCAUCUUACUCAAGUCUUGUGCCGGACCCUGUUGAAAAUGUUGACUUGUUUUGACGAUGAAUCACCUUCCCUGAACCAUGCCCUCCUGAGGGAGGAUCUGCAGCAGCUUUCUAGAACCUGGAAUUUUGAAACCCCUGACCUGAUCCUGAGCAGUGGUGUACGUCUUAGCUGCAAAUUCACCAAGUCACUGGCUGACCUAGUGUGCAUGUUGCAUGCGAACAUGUCAGGCAAGAAACCUCCUCUAGGGCAUGUUAAUAUACUUUUUUAUGUCAGCAUGGUGGUUGAGAUUGCUGCUUCCUCUGAUCUCAUGUCUUUUGUACUGACUGACACUCAUAUUGGAGUUAUUCAAGAGGACAGUGUGUUUUAUCCAAUUCCAACUACCAUGUCACUUCAUCCAAAAAGGCCUCAAUUUGAAAAGACCCUUCUGCGUCAUCGUGCUGACCUAAGGUGUGUUUUCAUGACCACAGAAUUCAACCUGCCCAAACUUGAACUCUUUUUUGGCAGGAAAGAAGACACAGAUCAGACUGUGAGUUGGUUGGUCAACACACCACCUUCUACUGACAAUUUAAGUGAUUUGGAGGUCUGGAAACUUACCAUUGGUACUGCAGAAGAGGCCUCCUUCCUAAUUAAUAACUUAUUAGGUGUACAGGAACAAGUCAGUAAAAAGUGAAAUCUCGGAGCAUUGGAGCUUCAUUUGAGAAUCUUGGUAUUAACAACAUUGGCUUCGGAGAAGGCGGCAACAGAGCUCGAGGUCAUCUUGGUGCAAACAGCCAACACCCUAUGUUUAGGCUUCCAUGUCAUGGCAGGCAAAAUUAGAUUUGAAUUUUUAUUUCAGCCUUUCCAUGGGGAACAUAUUAAUAUUGCUUUUCAAAACACUUGUCAUCACAUGUACCUAUUCAUUAAAUUUAGAACAUACAGUAUAAGUGAAACUGUUAUUCAUUGAUGUUGCAUUUGUUUUUGGCCAUCAGGCAGAAGAGUUUCAGGUUGGCUAAGAUGGGUGGGCACAGUCUAGGUUUUAAAAUUCUACUGUUUUUUGUCAUUUUACCUGUCUAACUAAUAAAUACCUGAAUGCCACAUUUUGUGUUGUUAUG